This is a messenger RNA of Suricata suricatta (meerkat), 3594 nucleotides long. RefSeq names its product programmed cell death 1 ligand 2 (gene PDCD1LG2). The transcript is spliced from 8 exons. Gene Ontology annotation, cellular component: external side of plasma membrane. Gene Ontology annotation, biological process: negative regulation of T cell proliferation; T cell costimulation; cellular response to lipopolysaccharide. Lineage: Eukaryota; Metazoa; Chordata; Mammalia; Carnivora; Herpestidae. The coding region runs from base 510 to 1328 and encodes 272 amino acids. The record is from RefSeq and is a predicted model, not a curated record.
GCCUCGUAUUACAAGGAAGCCUGAGCUAGACAGAGAUGAUGUCUUUUUUCCUCUUGAUUGAUGUUCCUUAUACAACAGCUUUCUGUGCCCCAUCCUCACACGUCCCUCUGUCAGCCGGAAAGCGUCCUGGCUUGGAGCCGUGGCUUGUUCUAGCAGUUUAGGGAGCAACCUCUGUUUGUUUUGUUUUGAUUUUGUUUGGUUUCAGCUGUUUGUUUGGUUGACUCCUUCUGACCCAGGAGCAACGGUUUGUUGUUUUCUUUAACGUCUUCGCUUGCAGCGUGGGGCCAGGUUCUGAUGUGAGUAUCCAGUAGGUUGAGGUCUUCUCCUCCCUGAACCGGUGUUGCAGAUGAUGGGGCCGCCGCGGUCAGGUGCAAAGAGUAGAAAAGAGGGGACCCUGGACUUCAUGUGGGGGAGGCGUGAAGUGAGCGCUUGAGUGAGAUUGCCUGUUACCUGAACUCUCUCUGCCAGCAGCUCUUCCUCACCUUCGGCUUCCAGAUCGGGUACAGACCAUGUUCCUCCUGCUGAUGUUGAGCCUGGGAAAGCAGCUUCAUCAGACAGCAGCUUUAUUCACAGUGACGGUCUCUCAGGAACUGUACACGGUAGAGUACGGCAGCAAUGUGACCCUGGAGUGUGAUUUUGACACUGAAGGUCAUGUGGAACUCAGAGACUUAAGGGCCAGUCUGCAGAAGGUGGAAAACAAUACAUCCUUGCACAGCGAAAGAGCCGUUUUGCUGGAGGAGCACCUGUCCCUGGGGAAGGCCUUAUUCCACAUCCCUCGGGUGCAAAUGAGCGAUGCAGGGCAGUAUCGCUGCCUGAUCAUCUACCAGCUCGCCGGCGACUACAAGUACCUGACUCUGAAAGUCAAAGCUUCCUACAAGAAAAUUAACACUCAGACCCUUAAGAUCCCAGGGGUAGAUGAGCUAGAGCUCACCUGCCAGGCAGAAGGUUACCCCCUGGCAGAAGUCUCCUGGCCGAACAUCAGCGUCCCUGCCAAUACCAGCCACACCAAGACCUCUGAAGGCCUCUACCGGGUCACCAGUGUCCUGCGGCUGAAGCCACACCCCGGCAGAAACCUCAGCUGUGUGUUCUGGAAUGCUGACGUGGAAGAACUCACUUCAGCCAUCGUAGACCCUCAUGGUGAUCUAGAUCCCAAGAUCCCUUCAAAUUGGCUGCUUCCUGUUGUCAUCCUUUCCUUCAUCAUUGCUUUGAUUUUCAUCACUAUGACGACAGCCCUAAGGAAACCACUCUUCAAAAAACUUUAUUUUAGAAAAGACACAACCAAGAAAUCGGCCGCCACGAUAAGGAGGGAAGUGAUCAGAGCCAUUUGAACCCGUGUUUUGAGGAGCUGGGGUGACCUGAUGAGACAUCCUCGAGAAGGUUCUGGACUCUGGACAAGAAUCCACUGGCCUGCAGAGCUCAUUGUUUGCAGUCAUCCAAUGCCUUUGUAGCUCCAGCACUGAAGUGGAGACUGCAGAGACCCGGCCCGAGCUGUGCUCAGAGCCAGUCAGGCAGCCCGCCCCCCCACAUCCAGGCACUCACCUCUGCAGCCUCUGACCCUAAGCAAGCACUGUUGCACUUUAGAAAAUGACCACCCUGGACCCUAGACCCCAGUAAGUGCUCUGAGGCUCGUUCUUGCUGCCAGACUGAACACAGGCACUAUCCCCCUCCUAAGUUUCCAAAGGGAUUUCCAAAAGCAGAGAUGAGUGGAAAUAGAUGAAUUGCCAAUAGAGUUAUUUUUAUCCAUGGUUUCCUCUGGGUAUGUUGGAAAAGCCUUUUGAGGCCAUUAGAUGGAGCGUUCUACACAGCCAACCCAUAACUGACCAGUUACAUGGCUUACGGAAUCCUGGCCGCAUGUGAGCUGUUUAAUUAACAGAAAGCAUUUAAGUACACAGUGGGCGACCGUGAAUCGUGGAGCAAAGCCGUCGAGUGUUUUUGCGAGGUCUGAAUCACAAAGCACUUGUUUUAACCUGUAAUGGUGUCAUGUUGGAUGGUUUUUUUUAAACUACAUCUUCCCUUUUAAAAAAUUCUGUUUUCUUAACCUCAGAAACCAAUGGCAUACAUUAGAAAAAUUUAGCACGCUGGUAUGGUACAUCUGCGAAGAUUUCAGAUGAGUAUCCAUAAUGGUCAAAGUCCCAGAGGAAGGCUCCUUUUCCAGUCUUCUCUGUGACUUUAAACUUAACCCUUCAGUGACUCGGUUCCAUGUCUGUGACACAGGGACGCUCCCUGGGCAAAGCUGCUGAUGGUGGGCCCUGUAGAAACGCUGUGGAGUCCCCUCCCGUGCGUGUCGAGGCUACCCGCGUGCAGCAACAGCGGACUAAUCAUGUGCGCUCUGGCCUGCCUACCGGUCGCUAAGCGUGCGUUACUCAGAGCAGAGUCUUAGGUUGGCGGGGUGUCUUUCUCAGUUUUGAAUCAUGAGAAUUUAAGCACACGUUACAUCUUCUCCUUUGACUCUAAGCUCCUGGAGGGCAAGGAGGGAGGAGGGAUUUGUCGGUCCUGCAGCCUAUUGCAUGGAGCAGAUGCCUCAUGCAUGCCUGGCUCUGAGCCUCAUCAUAAUAUUGAAGAGAAUGGCGACAUGUAGCAUUCUUACUUUUUAUGACAUUACUGUGAUUGGCUAAAAAGUAUAUAAAGGCAACAAAAGAGCCAGAUGAACACUAAGUCUUUUAAAAAAAAAAAAGUACCUUUUACAAAGGGAGCAAAAAUAGCAUUCAGGAGAAUUUGAGGAAUUGAGAAAUGCCAGACAAACAAAAAUCACCUAUGACCUUAUCAUCUCAGCACGAGUAUUUUCAUUUCUCAAUGCUGUAGUGAAUGCUGUCCCUCAGGCCCUUUCAAGGGAGGAAAGACGCACAGGUUACAAAUUACCCCGUGAUUCCUACCUCCUUGAGUCUUUAGGACCCUCUCUGUCCAUUAUUCCGUAGAAAUUCUAUCAACUCGUGUCAUUGUUGUGCAUGGGCGUCAGCCAACCAGCUUCAUCGGCCCAAACCAAUACGUUUGUUUCCGCUUGCUUCACCUGUAUAACAAAAUCUGUGGCUUGUGUUUAUCAUUUAUGGGUUUAUGAUUUUGCAGGUUUUGUAGGUUCGUGCAUUUGCGGUCAGCUGACAGAUUGUCGGGGGGAUGCUGGUCUCCGGUGGCCUGGCUCACAUACCUGUCUUGGAGUUGGUGCUGGCUGUCAGUGGGGCCAUGUGUCUUCUGGUUUGUCUGUGAUCUUUUCAACAUGGAAGUGGGUCCAAAGUGAGCAAAGAGAGGGCAGAGCCCAACAUGCAGGUGUUUCCAUCUGCAUCAUGUUUGCUAACGUCUCAUUGGCCAAAGCAAGUCAAAUAGCUAGGCCAAAAUCAGUGUGGAAGGAAUUACAUGAGGGCCUGAUAAACAAAACGGCGUGGCUCCCUGGGGCUAUUGCUGUACCGAUCUACCGUAGCAUUAAGUUCGAAACCUAUGGAAAGUGGAUUCUGUCAGGGCCCAACCCGAUGUUGUAUUCUGUUCUCCUCGAUCUGAUACCCUUAGAAUCCAUCUCCAGGUAUUUUAGGUUUCCUCUAGCCUGAAUUUAACAAAACCUUCUGAUUCUUUACUCCAAGUAAACCCUUUUCCUCCAGAGCCAGA